CGCAACAAUGGGACCGAAAACGGGAUUAAACUUUUAAUGAAAGGACUUUUGUAGUGCGGGCAACGACACGGCAGCGCGUAGUGGAAGUAAGUCGACGGAUCGCUUUGUUGGAUGUCAGUUUUCCGACAUGAUUGCCUUCUUAUCGCGGGACACUUACAACUUUUACCUGCGACACGGAAAUUAGACGCUACUUCACAUCCCCUGCUUGCCAACUAUCCCUCCUACAGAUUCUCGCAUUGGACGCGUUCAUGUUUGGGUGCAAACUGUCGCCUGAGGCGUUUUGUUUAAGCGUUAUCGUAUAUUCAAAAUUAAAAAUUAUACGAAAAAACUUACAGAUCGUCCGACGUUCCAACAAUUGUGAUACUGUUCGCCUCGUUUACCCAUUUUUCUAACUCGAUGGUUGUCCGUGAUUCGAUGAUAUUUUUAGCUGUGACUAAAGGAAACAUUUGACAAAAAAAAAAAGAACCAUCACGUAUGGAUACUUAAUUUCUAAAAUCAAAAUUGCUACCGAAAAGAGGCUUUUGCAGGUAAAAUACGAUUCUUCACAGAGCUGCUGCAGAUCCCUGUUGUGUGUUUUAUGGUUUACGGGAUGUGAUGUGAAACCUGUGAAAAAGGUUGAGUGAGGUCAAAAUUGUGUGAGUGACAAGACUUGUGGUAAAAAGAAACACAAAAGCCUAGAAAAGCUUGACAAUUUCUUCUAAUUAAAAGCAUUGUGUGCAUCCAACCGUGCGAAGUCAGUAAUUUUAAGUCUCAUUCAACACUUGUAUUAGACACACACUUGUAGUGCAACACAUGCUAUAAAAGCUGUCAAAUCCUACACUGAUUCACGAGUUUGCAUAAUGUCAAAUAUGUUGGUGGUGAUUUUGGAUAGCGCUGACGUCACAAGCGGAAAACAGUCGGAGCUGGGAUCGGUGGUGAAACCGGAAGUAGUGCGUGUUGCUGGACCGGAAAUGGGUUGGACGCUGCUGUUACUGUUGCUCGGGGUCGCGCUGGUGCCCCUCGUUUCCAGCGUCGAGACGAUCCCUUUCUGCGAACCGAUUGACAUCAAUACUGUCCACACUUUGCAUGAAGAUGAAAGGGCCGACUUCGGAGAGCGAGAGACGAUGGCCAAGAUGGUCAGCUGCAUCCUCAAUCGGAGUCUGCUCAACAUGGUGACAGAUCUCACACUUACCGGUCUCGUCCGGAAACUGGACCCUCUCUACAUAGGCUAUCUCGAAUACGACAUUUUCGAGCCCGAUCUCGGACUAAAUGUGAGCGGGUCGUUGCACGGAUUCAACGUGGACAACUUCUCAAAGCUGUACGUGCGGAAUCUGGCUGUGGACCUCCGGCGGAUGAAGUCAGACGUACAGUUGGAGUUCGAGCGCGUCCAGGCCACGGCCCUCUACAACAUUUCCGGGCUCAUGAAUCAGGCUAACACCACCGCCGAACUCUUCGGCAAUGGCCACUUCAAGGCGAACUUCUCCAACGUCUUCGUAAACGCAUCUCUGUCUUUUGCAAUGCCAAAUUUGAUGCUACAAAUGCAGGGUUUCGACUAUGACUACGAAGUUGGGAACUUCCACGUGGAGAUGAACGGCGUGUUCGACGAUCCGUUCCUGAGCGUGCUGCUCAACUCGAUGGCCAACGACGUGGGCACGCGGUUCCUGAACGAGCGGAAACCUCUCAUCAAAAAGAUGAUCCGGGAGCAAAUGAACGCCUUUCUCAGCCAGGUCGUCGUCAGCCAGAUGGUUCCGCAAGCACCCUUCGUUGCCAAAAGAUCCGGCAGAUAUUUCUGAUCAACCUCAAUCGCUCUA
Molecule: messenger RNA, 1790 nt
Organism: Bemisia tabaci
Lineage: Eukaryota; Metazoa; Arthropoda; Insecta; Hemiptera; Aleyrodidae
Source: RefSeq, a predicted model, not a curated record